Porites evermanni is the source of this 5924-nucleotide messenger RNA. The record is from the annotation of a GenBank genome assembly. NCBI's taxonomy places the organism in Eukaryota, Metazoa, Cnidaria, Anthozoa, Scleractinia, Poritidae.
UUCCAAGAUGGCGGCGACGUUGUACUCACGAUGUCUUUCUCUUUGCAUAGGUGUUUUUUUGCCAGAGGUUUGAAAUAAUCUAUUUUCACCGUACUAUCAGCAGGAUCACCGUUUCCACCUUAUAAUGGAAGCAACUGACACGUUUUCACUGGACGUGGCCAAAACUUCUUUUCUUUCCCUUUUAUCAAGUACUGAUCCCAGCGAGGUCGGAAAUUUCAUGGACUGGGUUAUCAAACACUGCUCUAGCGUCAACAGCGAUGAUGGUACAAAAGACAGCGCUAAUGAUUGUGAUGGAACUCUUUUAAUACCAGGAGAUAAAAGGAUGAAAAAGAUUAUUAAAGACAUUAAGAAGAGAAUUCCACUUGAUGGAAUAAUGUCCUCAGAGAACAUCUAUUACCCAGAGGGAAAGGUGAUUUUAGAGUGGCUAAUUUAAUUUACUCAAGGCUCCUGGGUGCAGAUACUUGGGUAGGGACUGGGUUGCUUCCCAAUUAGAGGUUGAAGGAGAUGUGCUCCUCUAGAUUAGGUUACAUUUUUAUGACUAGAUGGAGGGAGUAACAUGUCUAGAAUAGGGUGAUCUCUAUUAAAGGAAUGAUUUAUGGUCGUUUUGCCUACGAGUUGUUUCACCAACAUUCUGUUUGCUAGCAUCAUAAGUAACGUGUUAGGUUAGUUCCCCUACUUCCUUUUGCCUGAUCUUUGGCUUUAAAGAACAAGAUUUAAAUAAGUGUCGCACGUCCCUUGUGUCAUGGCUAAAAGAAUGAGGGAUAUACAUGUGCAGAACUUGUUUCGUUUCUUAAGGAAAACAACUAAAGGUGUUAGCAAACGGGACUCUAGUGAAAUGACUCUUAGGCAAAACGACCAAAGGGACAUGGUCUGCUGAUGCAUAUGCGCAAGCCAUUAGAUACCAUUUCUUAGUCAAUUUGCAUAUCACAAGAUAUGCGAAUCACACUGCUUUUAACCAAACAUGAUAAAAUAAAUGAGUAAAAGAAUAAUCAGGGACAGGUUUUCUGUAAAGUAACAAAGAUUGAAUGAAAUUCUAGGCAAAAGUAAUGUGGAUUUUUAGAUGUAUUUGACCUGUAUUUGAUUUUAGAUCUAGGUAAGUUGUAAACACUUUUCAAGGUUGAAAAACUAGUGUCCAGGUCAGUGCAGUCCUAAAGCUGACUGUGUCCAUUUAACUCUUCAAGGCUAGUGGCUCCAAAUAAAAAUGAAAGAAUUAGUAAUUUUUUGACAGAGUGGGGUUAUAAAUACCCUACUGGGGAAACUCUCAAAAGAAAGCGACUGGGAUGCUCUUUAAUAAUAAUUAUUAUGUUGCAGGAGUGUUCCCUGAAAAAAAAAUCAGUUUUUUCAAGGGGAGGCCUGGAGAGGAGUUGGAUGUGCACAGGCUUAGGGGUUUUAUUUCAAUUUUCUGACCUGCCAUCCCAUCCCAGAAAAGUACCAAUCUAAGAGGAGGCUUUACAGGCAUGGCUAAGGAGUGAAAAUUGAUUAUUCCUUUGUAGUUAACAGAAAAAACUCUUCUCACACACUGACUGCCAUUUGUCUGCCACAUGAAAGUGCGACAGCACUUUAUUCACAAGAAGUGUCAACCAUCACCACAGUUUACAAUGGACAAAGGAAAUAGAUGUUGUAGUUCAAUUUUUUUCUCGUUUAAAUUUUUUUUUGUGACUGGUAAGGUGCAAGAGGGCGGAAAAGCUGUUGCACAGUACUGCAAGAAGCAAUAACUGAAUCAUGUGAAGUGUGAAAAAUUAUACCCUACCUGAUGCUUUUUUUUAAGGCCAGUGUGAGAGAACUUUAUUUCUUCCCUCUUUUAUGGAAGCUUAGCCAGCAAGAAAAACAUUUCUGUUUCUUUGCUCAUAGAAUUCAGAUUGUGACCCAUCAACUACAGUUCAUGUUGACUCAUUCCUGUACAGUGAUGAAGAUAUUGACAGACUUUGUGAUGAAGGCAAAAUGAGCCGUAGCUACUGUAAAGAAUGCGGUUCUCACAAUACAGCUCCACUCAGUAAGUCUGCUGUGGUUAUCUAAAGAGUGACUGCCUUGUUCUCACAUGUGUGUACCUGAAUUGUGGCCUAUACCUUUAUUCAAAAAUUUCUAGUCUUGCAGUAGGGGUGCCAUCAUGCAAGAUGUCUAUGUUUUUGGAGAACCCCAUUCUCCACUUGUUCAUUUCUCAUAAUUAACCUUUAAGUCCCAAUAGUGACCAAGAUCAAUUUUCUCCUAACAAUAUCCAUACACUGUCAAGAGAUAAGUUAUGAGAAUUAAUAAAAUGAUCACCAAAGAGAAAAUGCCAUGAUCUUUUAUCAAAUUCUCUCAACUAAUUCUUUAUGGGAUUGGUUGUUAGUGGUUUAAUCCAUUUCUACACACUAAUUUUGUUGCAUAAAAAGUGUUAUCAAAUAUCCUAAGUAAAAAAGUAAAUAAAGAAAAAAAAAAAAUUAAAAUUUAUUAUUAAUUUGUUUUGGGGGGGGGGGGGGGGUGGGGGGCAAACAAGGUGUACUAAUAUGGGAAAUGCACAAGAGACAGAAAAUAGUACUGUACAUUGUACUUCACCUGGCCAACUUUUUGUGACCUGUCUGAUAGGGUUCAAAUGUACGUACUGGCCAGGGGGUGUAGUUACCUAUAUGCUAGUAGGCAUGUGCGUAACUGAAAAAAUGUCAAGUCAGCUGCAUGAGAAAUUAUUAAUUUGAUUUUUGGGAGGUGGAAUAGGGUGGAUUGGGAAAACUGCAUGUACCUCAAGAAAAUUUCUAGCUAUGUUUAAAAAGGCUAAUCACUUUUUUCUGAUUUAGCCUCUUGCAAUUCUCCUCUAGCUUUCAUAUCCCACUCCAUGCCACUACUGCAGUUGCGUUUCCUGUUUGAAUCAGCCCUUCCAUCACUGCUAAGCAAUCUUAAUAACAAGUGUUUGGUGGACAUUGGAUCUAGACUUGGAGCUGUACUUUAUGCGGCAAGUAUUUUCUGCUUAUUUUAUCCCCAGAAAUAAUGUUAGAGUUAGUUUGAGUUCCUUUUAUGGUAAUAACGUUAACAGUGGUGGUGAUGAUGAAGAUGAUGAUCAUCAUUAUGAUAGUGAUAAUGACCAAGGAUCAUUUUUAUUUAUCUUGAAGAAGCCUGAAUGUGUUGCUGAAACUAAUGUAAAUGGUUUCUAUUUUACUUGUUCUUAAAUAAAUAAUUUUUGAAACCACAGCAUUUUCUUUCUUUUUUUAGCUCAACUCGUUCAAGUUUGAGGUGUUAAUUAACUGUAGUUGUUAUAUUUCUUCUCACAGGCAUAUUAUUUUAGUGCUAUUGAGAAGAUUAUUGGAGUUGAAAUCAAUGCAGAUCUGUGUGGCCUGCAACAGCAAAUAAUAGAAAAUUAUAGUAUGGCUGAUCGAGUGGAGGUAAGAGAAAUAAAAUACUUUAUUUCAACUGUUGAUAAAAUUACAACAACUAAUUCCUCAUUAGUUUUGCAUCUCUUUGAUGACAUUGCAGGUCAAAUGUGCUGAUGUUUGCAAUGAGCUCACACUCUUAAAAGAAGGUAAUCUCGACAACCUGAAAUUCUGAGGCGAAUGAGAAAUGGUUGGGGAUUUUAUAGCAACAUGUUAGUAUUUUAAAUAUUAUAUAAUUAAAGGACAAAUAAUUUUAUUAGUAUUGCUAAUAUAAAUAAACAAGAACACUUGUGAAAAAGCAUUAAGUCUUGCUAGCUUGGAGAUUAGAUAAGAAAUGAGGAGGCGAUUAAUUUUACACAAAACAGGAUUUCCUUGCUAAAAGUUAUUCUAUUCCUACUUUAUUGAAGGUUGAGUAUUCCUCAGGAUAUUUUACCUAAAUCCCGCCAUAGUCAAUUGGACAUUCGGCAACACACCCAAUUGAACUCCAAUCAUUUGAUUGACUUUGAUUACAUUCAUUAAUUGAACACACUCAAAACUUUUGCCAAUCGAACACAAUCAAACAUUCAGAAAUCAAAUAAUUAUUUUAGCAAUCGACUCAUUUCAAACAAGGCAGUGCUGUUAACAAAAUAAGUUGUGUGUUAGCUUCAAUUACAAACACAAGUAUACAGGGCAGAUGUCGGAGAGAGCAGACACAGUGUAAAACAUGAAACCCAGCAUAAAACUGACAGUUUCAUUUUCUGAGUCUCGAAAAAGCAAGAGAGACUAAUUUGGGAAUAAUGGGAUCUUCCGCCUAAAAGUCAGUUAAGUUCUAUUUUACUUGCUCAGUGCUGUUUUUUCACAUUGUAAGGAGCAGUGGGUGAUUUCACCACAAUGUCCCAGGGGUUGGGGGUGGGGGGAGGGGGGUUGGGGUACUCAAAGAUAUGUGCUGCUGAGGCCUUCAAACCCUGACCUUGUAAGAGACCUUAUUUUAUUAUGACCCAGAUCCUUUUUUACAUGGAGAAUAAAAGUAAUUUUUUAAACUGACAUCCUGGAGUUAGAUUUUUUUGAAAAAAAAAAAUUGUUGGUACCACAAAUUAUUAAUGUAGACUGCUCAUUGUCAACCUCCACACUCUUUUAAAGGCCUCCAGUCCAAAACGACACACUGUUCAAAACAUGCUUGCAUAAAAUGAUUUUAGUUUCCUAUUAUUUUAUUUCUACAGCUGACAUUAUUGUUCUUAACAAUGUCUUUGAGUUUUUCAUGCCUGUGGAGGAACAAAUUAGGUAGGCAAACCUGUGCAGUUUGGAGGAUUACAACAGUUGCUGUAAAUCCCUUAAUUUUUUUGCAUCCAAUUUCCUUUUAUUUCUUUGUGUGUCAGAAUGUUUUACAUUCUUGUUUGUACAACAUUAGGGUAGUUGUGGAUUAACUAAGCUUAAGACUAUUCUUUUUAAGAAAGCUUUUUCAUUUUAGUAUACACACUGUUAUGUACAUCUUAUCAUUUAAAACUUGAUAGGGUUUUUCUUCUAAGGUUUUGUUUAAAAUGGGUUACUUUUCUUUUAAAAUAAUUAGGCACAUUUAGUUUGAGAUAAUGCACCCUAUUAUUGUUAUUUUCGUCCACAAAAAUCCAUUAACUUUGUUUUUCAGAACUUGGAAGAUUCUACGAGAGCAUUUAACAAAGCGUGGCUGUAUUAUAGUGACAGUACCAAGCCUUAAAGAAGCAACACUCUUCAACAACAAGGUAAGAUUGCCAAUUGGCACACAGUGCUGGUUAUGUAUUUUAUUAAUAAAAUUUCUACACAAUUUUGCCCUCCACAUUUUGGUAAGAUCUGCCUAUUCAGGAAGUCAAAAUUUUGAGCCCCUCUUGUCCAGGAUAUAGUGAAAACCCCUUCCUUAACAAAUGGCUGCAGGUCUAACACAUGUAACUUGAAUCUGUGAACGAAGAGCACCAAAAUAACUUACAGUUAGGGGUAGUAGCAGAUUGGGACAUGUUUGAACAAAAUUUAACUUUUCUUUUUUGAGCGUUACCUUUUUAAACACCUCUAACUUUGAAAAUCAUACACAAGUUUUUUUUUGCCAAAAAUUACCUGUUAGAAGCACUCAAAUGGUAUAUCACACAGUGUCUAAGUGUUCAGUUAUUAAGAAAAAACUUUGUUUGCCUUUUGGGGGGAAAAAUUCAGUAAAAACUAACAAGUGUGUAGAAGUUAUAAUUAUGGGGCGUAAAAUUUGUCCUCAAAAAUAUACUCUUUUUUCGACUGGGGCUUGUUUUCAAGAGAGUCAAUUUAAUUUUGCAUUUUAUUUCAUUUUUUGACAGUGUCUAACAAAAAAUUAUAACAUUAAUUACAUUGAUUUUUUUCAGCCAUGUGUUGAUUUAGAUGAAUGGGUACAACCAUGUUCUGUAAAUUACAUGUAUCAUGCACAAAAUGUUUCUUGCUGUGAUGAAGAUAUGGAGGAGCUUCAAAACAUGUUCUUCUAUCAAGUGAAAGUGAAUUGACUUAAAUACAACUACAAUCAUUAUUUAAUUAUUAUUAAAAGUAGAUUAUAAUAAAAAAUGCACUGACAUUCAGCCUGGCUUUUUCAUAGUGUAUCUUUGUCUUGUGUUACAAUAC